This is a messenger RNA of Pseudopipra pipra, 3143 nucleotides long. It is a transcript of the gene SHC2, whose product is annotated as SHC adaptor protein 2. The record is from RefSeq and is a predicted model, not a curated record. Bases 49 to 1848 code for a protein of 599 amino acids. Gene Ontology annotation, biological process: cell surface receptor protein tyrosine kinase signaling pathway; intracellular signal transduction. NCBI's taxonomy places the organism in Eukaryota, Metazoa, Chordata, Aves, Passeriformes, Pipridae. Gene Ontology annotation, molecular function: receptor tyrosine kinase binding. Gene Ontology annotation, cellular component: plasma membrane. The transcript has 12 exons.
GGCGGAGCGGAGCGGAGCGGCGGAGCGGAGCGGCGCGCGGCCCCGGGCAUGCUCCCAGAGCCCAAGUAUGACCGCUUCCGCGACGAGCCGCUGACCGUCCCCAUGCCGUCGCCGGCCCCCGGGCCUUGCCCCGCGGCGGGCGAGGAGCCCGAGCACGGCACCACCUUCUGCGCGCUGCUGCCGCGGAUGCCGCAGUGGAAGUUCCCCGGCUCCGGCGGCUUCCUCGGCCGCGGCCCUACCGGCGCCGCCCGGGACCCCCCCGCCCCGGCGGGGCCCCCCUCGGGGCUGGCCGCCGUCCUGGGCGCCUGCGAUCCGCUCUGCGCCGCGCCCUGCGCGCUGCCGGCCGGCGGGCGGGCCCGGGGGGCGGCGGGGAGGGCGCGGGGGGCGGUGGCGGCCGCGGGGGCCCGGCCCGACGGGGACGAAUGGAGUCGCAAGGGCAGCUUCAUCCGCAAACCGGCGCAGGGCUGGCUGCACCCCGACGAGCGGGUGCUGGGGCCCGGCGUCUCCUACAUCGUCCGGUACAUGGGGUGCAUUGAAGUGCUGCGCUCCAUGAGGUCCCUCGACUUCAACACCCGGACACAGGUCACCAGGGAAGCCAUCAACAGACUGUAUGAGGCGGUGCCAGGUGUGAAGGGCAUCUGGAAGAAGAAGGCUCCUAACAAAGCCCUGUUCUCCAUCCUGGGCAAGAGCAACCUGCGCUUUGCUGGCAUGAGCAUCGCUGUCAACAUCUCCGUUGAUGGGCUGAACCUCAUGAUCCCCACCACACGCCAGAUCAUCGCUAACCACCACAUGCAGUCCAUCUCCUUCGCCUCCGGUGGGGACCUGGACACCACGGACUAUGUCGCCUACGUUGCCAAGGACCCCAUCAACCAGAGAGCCUGCCACAUCCUGGAGUGCUGUGAGGGGCUGGCACAGAGCGUCAUCAGCACAGUGGGACAGGCCUUUGAGCUGCGCUUCAAGCAGUACCUGCACAGCCCCCCCAAGGUGGUGAUACCCCCAGACAGGGCACUGGGUGCUGAGGAGUCUGCCUGGGGGGAGGACGAGGAGGUGGCCGAGCACGACUACUACAACAGCAUCCCAGGGAAGGAGCCCCCACUGGGGGGGCUGAUUGACUCCCGGCUCCGUCACGGCACAGUCCUGGGUCACGUCCACACUCAGCCCUCCAGCUCUGUCCCCUCCAACCAGGGCGGGUUUGCAGCCAGGCGAGACCCUAACGGCCAGCCGGGGCCACCCUGGGACCUGGAGAACCAGGGCCAGCCCUGCGACGGGUACCUGCAGGCGGAUGGCCAUUCCCUGGGGCCACGGGACUACGAGGAGCACAUGUACGUGAACACGCAGAGCCUGGACGCCUGGGAGCCGGAGGCAGCGGCUCACGGAGUGACAGAGGAGAGCCCCAGAAAGGACCUCUUUGACAUGAGGCCUUUCGAGGAUGCCCUGAAGCUCCAUGAGUGCCUUGCAGGGGGUGGCACCAGCCCCCCCAUCGAGGACCAGUGGCCGAGCCCCCCCACACGGAAGGCCCCCAUUGCCCCCACGGAGGAGCAGCUUCGGAGGGAGCCCUGGUACCACGGGAAGAUGAGCCGACGGGAUGCUGAGAGGCUCCUGCAGAUGGACGGGGACUUCCUGGUGCGGGACAGUCUCACCAACCCGGGGCAGUACGUCCUGACCGGCAUGCACAGCGGGCAGCCCAAGCAUCUUCUGCUGGUGGACCCUGAGGGAGUGGUAAGGACCAAGGAUGUGCUGUUUGAGAGCAUCAGCCACCUCAUCAGCCACCACCGGCAGAACGAGCAGCCCAUUGUGGCAGCGGAGAGCGAGCUGCACCUCCGCCAGGUUGUACAGAGGAAGCAGUGACGCCGGGGAUACCUCCCUGAUCUGCUCCCCUGGCACUGGACUCGCCCAAGCCCUGGGGCAAAGCUGCAGUCCCUCUGUGCUGCCCUCCCCCGGUUGUGCCUGGCCUCUGCAGUCUGGGGUCAGGCUCCCCAUCUUCCUCCCCAGAGGGGUCUUGCAGUCCCUGGCCCUGUGAGUCCCCCCCGGCUGCUGCCUACCUCCAUCAGCCACACGGAGCCCCUUGCCCAGCCAGACAAAGAGACAUUUAAUUCCACGUGUGCAGGCGAAACACUGUCAGGGUGGGAACUGGUGGGCAGCCUCAGCAGGAGGAACGGAGCCUUAACCCAUCUUUGGCAGGGCUGCCCCUGCUUGUCCCAGCACUGGGACGAGGGCUGGUGGGAAUCAUUGUAGCCUCCGGCUUGGCUCUACCUGUGGGGCCAGACACAAACAUCCCCUGGAAGCAGGGCUGAGCUGCUGGCACUGCCUUGGAGGUCUGGGGCUGCUGGGGAGCAGAGAUAUGCCAUGGUCCAUGAAGACCCCCUGGCUGCUUGGGGCUUUGGCAGGUUUUUAUGUCACACACAGCCCCUUCCCCCCUGUACCUGGUGCUCAGUGCGAGUUCAUGGUUUGGAAUGCAUUUGUAACCAAACCUGGAAAUGAGCAAGGCACUCAGGUGGUUCGUGCCAGCCCCGGGCAUGGUGCUGGGACAGGUCUUCAUCACCACCAGUGCCUGCCUGGUCCCACCUUGGCUGACCUGUCCUGUCCAGUCACAUCUCUCUCUACCCCCCUGGGUCACCCUGUCCCCCGUGGAUCACCCACUGUCCCCCUGGCUUCGGAGUGGGCUUUGGCACCCCAGGCUGGUCCUGCACCGCAUUCUCCUCCUUGCAGCUGGUGGCUCCCUGCCCUGCUGGCUCCCCUCCUGCCUCUGCCUGGGGCAGCACGUGGCUGCCCACCUCUGGGCCUCCUGCCAUGGCCAGGCCAGCUCCAAGUGGCACAGAGCCAAGCUGUCACCCACUGGUUAAUGUGGCAGCCAGUGGAGCAAGAGUCUUGGGUGGGCCUCACUGCAGGUCCUGUGCUCCAGGUGGGCAGCAGCCACCUGGUGGGUCCAGCACCACUCCCAGCAGCUGGUGGCCUGUCCUGGCUCUGCCCUGUGUGCCUGGUGCUGCCACAGGCACCCACCUUGGGGAGCAGGCUCACCCCAGCACCCUCAGCCCCUUGCUGAGGGAACAGCCCUCACCAGACAAGGCAGCCAUGCUGGCCAGUUUUGGCUGAGCCAAUGAAUAAAAUAAGCCCCUAAAUAAAGCCCAGUAAUGAAUGCGUAA